Nyctereutes procyonoides (raccoon dog) is the source of this 1209-nucleotide messenger RNA. RefSeq names its product AFG2 interacting ribosome maturation factor (gene AIRIM). Lineage: Eukaryota; Metazoa; Chordata; Mammalia; Carnivora; Canidae. Bases 2 to 925 code for a protein of 307 amino acids. The record is from RefSeq and is a predicted model, not a curated record. The transcript has 4 exons. Gene Ontology annotation, cellular component: nucleus; cytoplasm.
CAUGCGCAGAGAGGCAGCGAGGGAGCGCCGGGCGUGGGUGCCCCGGGGGGGGUGCUCCCGCUUGGCCGCCGCGGGCUUCCAGUGCUCCCGCCGGUUCGGGGAAGGCGACCGGAGCUUCCCAGGGGAGGAGACAGAAUUCGGGCUCAAGGCCCGGGUUUCGGGACAGCGCUGCGACCUGAAAGCGGGGCCGCCCGCGGGUCGGAGGGGGUACGCGGCGCUUGCGCACGGGAACCCUCGCGCCCCGGGCGCCCUGCUCCGCUGCGCACCUGGGCCGCCUGGCGCUGCCCGUCGGCCUGGGCUUGUCCGGCAGGUGAUGGCGCAGGACCAGCCUCUGCUCGCCGUGCGGCAGGCCCUGAGGGGCUGCUUCCCCGCCGUGCAGGAGCAGCAGCGCCGCUGGCGGGGCGCGCUCGGGGACUGCCGGCCCCUGCUGGCGGCGCUCGGCAGCCUGGCGGAGCAGCUGCAGGCGGCUCAGAACGCGCGGCUGGACGACGCGCCCCCGCUUCGGGCCUUCCCGGGCCUGCGGGAGCGGCUGCGGCGCAAGCAGCUGGAGGCUGGCGACGACGUGUUGGACAAGCUAGGGGAGACGCUAGCCACCCUCCUCAAGGUGCGUGACGUUGUCAGCAGGCACGUGGAACAAGUGUUUGAGGUCUAUGAGCGGCACGCAGACGCGAUUGGCAUUGAUGCUGUCCAGCAGGCUUCAGCGGUGAGCCCCUCUGUGGCUGACAUGUUGGAGUGGUUGCAGGAUAUUGAGAGACACUAUCGAAAUGCUUACCUGAAGAGAAAGUACCUCCUGUCCUCGAUCCAGUGGGGAGACUUGGCAAACAUCCAAGCUUUGCCCAAGGCCUGGGACCAAAUUUCAGAAGAUGAGCACCAAAGCCUUGUACAAGAUACCCUGUUGAAUGUUUCCUUUUUCCUGGAAGAGUAAGAAAGCUGUGUGUCAGCAGACAAGGGGGACGCAGCUGAAGACUGAUAUUGGUGCUUUCUAGUGUGGUGACCUGACAUACUUGAAAAAUCAGUGCCUAGGGCAACCCGAAUGGCUCAGCGGUUUAGCAGCACCUUCAGCCCAGGGCGUGAUCCUGGAGACCCGGGUUCCAGUCCCACAUCGGGCUCCCUGUAGGGAGCCUGCUUCUCCCUCUGCCUGUAUCUCUGCCUCUUUCUCUGUGUCUCUCAUGAAUAAAUAAAUAAAACCUUAAAAAAAGAAAAGAAAAA